Molecule: messenger RNA, 1093 nt
Organism: Nothobranchius furzeri (turquoise killifish)
Lineage: Eukaryota; Metazoa; Chordata; Actinopteri; Cyprinodontiformes; Nothobranchiidae
Gene: hes2.1
Product: hes family bHLH transcription factor 2, tandem duplicate 1
Biological process (GO): regulation of transcription by RNA polymerase II; anterior/posterior pattern specification; regulation of neurogenesis
Cellular component (GO): nucleus
Molecular function (GO): DNA-binding transcription factor activity, RNA polymerase II-specific; protein dimerization activity; RNA polymerase II cis-regulatory region sequence-specific DNA binding
Source: RefSeq, a predicted model, not a curated record
CUCCCCUCUGACGCCCCGGAGCCAAAUAAAUAGGAGGCUCUCCAGCUCCACAGCACACUUGAGCUCAGCAUCUCCAAGAACAAGUUUCUCCCCUCAAAUACUUCCAGCAACAUAAACAAACAUGAGUCCCAGCAUCACUGCUGAGGCCAGCCUGCCUACCCCUUCUCGGUCCACCGUGGCCCAGAGAAAACAAGCCAACGAACUCAGAAAGACUCUGAAACCGCUGCUGGAGAAAAGAAGGCGUGCUCGCAUCAAUGAUAGUCUCAGCCACCUGAAGAGCCUGAUUUUGCCUCUUAUUGGCAAAGACAACGCACGCUACUCCAAACUGGAAAAGGCUGAUAUUCUAGAAAUGACAGUCCGCUUCCUCAGAGACCUUCCUUCCUCUCCAGUCAAAGACUCUGCAGACAGUUACAGAGAGGGCUACAAAGCUUGCCUACAGCGCGUCUCCGCGCUGCUCCCCAAAACCAGCAUGGACCAGGACGCGUGCCAGCGCGUCCACGAGUUCGUGCAGCAGUCCAUGUCCACCACCGUCACACCAACCUGCCUGAACUGCUGCGCCCAGAGCUCCAGAGCCAUCCCUCAGAUUCAGCAGCGACUCCAGAGCCUGAAGUCCAGUUUCUGCUCCAGACCAGAGAGCCAGUCUCGCAGCGGCGCAGCAGCUCCCAGAGCGCAGUCCGCUCCGCAGCCGCUCAGCGCUGCUGUAUGGAGACCUUGGUAGAACCUCUGGAUGUUUAAUUCCCCUGUAUUUAUUUAGUCGUGUUUAUAUUCUAUUAUCAGCAGUUUUAGUGAUUAAUGUUGAAGUUAACUGAGCAUUUGACUCAUGUUGGCUUUGGAUGCCAUUUGGCACGAGCACAGAUCUCACGCAAUCCUCUUUGGGGUUUCAGAGACGCGGGUUGUAGACAACACUUGUAAAACCCCAAGGGUUAUUUUGUACGAGGGUUGCACUGUGGACUUAAAGUAUUUUGGUCUGCGCAACAGAACAGUCUGUAAACACUAUGUGUUGAUUAUUUAUUAUUUGUCACAUGUGUAAGAAAACAUUUUGGAAUGUUUGUCAUUGACAAAAAAAGUUUUCAAUAAAAAAAUCGAACGAAGA